UCUCUGCAGGACGCCAUGGCUACUCUCAAGGAGAAGCUGAUGACCCCUGUUGCUGCGGGAAGCACGGUCCCGAACAACAAGAUAACUGUUGUGGGGGUUGGACAGGUUGGGAUGGCCUGUGCUAUCAGCAUCCUUGGAAAGGAUCUUUGUGAUGAGCUUGCUCUGGUUGAUGUUUUGGAAGACAAACUAAAAGGAGAAAUGAUGGAUCUACAGCACGGGAGCUUAUUCCUUCGCACUCACAAGAUUGUGGCAGACAAAGACUAUGCUGUCACAGCCAACUCUAAGAUUGUGGUAGUAACUGCAGGAGUUCGUCAGCAAGAGGGGGAGAGUCGUCUCAACCUGGUUCAGAGGAAUGUGAAUGUCUUCAAAUUUAUCAUUCCUCAGAUCAUCAAAUACAGCCCCAACUGCACCAUCCUUGUGGUUUCCAACCCAG
Messenger RNA from Phaethon lepturus (White-tailed tropicbird), 433 nucleotides. Its product is annotated as L-lactate dehydrogenase B chain-like. The annotation marks the transcript as partial. Gene Ontology annotation, biological process: carboxylic acid metabolic process. Gene Ontology annotation, molecular function: oxidoreductase activity, acting on the CH-OH group of donors, NAD or NADP as acceptor. The transcript has 3 exons. The record is from RefSeq and is a predicted model, not a curated record. NCBI's taxonomy places the organism in Eukaryota, Metazoa, Chordata, Aves, Phaethontiformes, Phaethontidae.